CGCGCAGAAGGGUCGCUCGCGAGCACGCGCGCCCGCGCCGGUAUUCCCGGAAGCUCGUGGCUGUCAGACAUCGCCGCUCCCUCCUCGCGCCAUUGAGAAGUCAGUUGACGCUCAGCGUUAGCCUUCUAGACUCCCAUACGGAAGCUCGCAGCUCUUCGAAGUAAAUCAUGGCCGAGCACGAACCCACCCCGGAGCAACUAGCAGCCAUCGCUGCCGAGAACGAGGAGAGCGAGUCUGUGAACUACAAGCCCCCAGCGCAGAAGAGCCUGCAGGAGAUCCAGGAACUGGACAAGGACGACGAGAGCCUACGCAAGUACAAAGAGGCUCUGCUCGGCCAAGUCAGCGUAGCCGUAGAUCCCAACGCUCCCAAUGUCCAAGUAACACGGCUUACUUUAGUUUGCGACACGGCCCCUGCUCCACUGACCCUUGACCUGCAAGGAGAUCUGGAGAGCUUCAAAAAGCAGUCGUUUAUACUUAAAGAAGCAGUGGAGUACAGGAUAAAGAUCAAUUUCAAGGUAAACAAGGAGAUCGUCUCAGGACUGAAGUAUGAACAACAGACCUAUAGGAAAGGGGUGAAGAUUGACAAGUCUGACUACAUGGUAGGUAGUUAUGGGCCUCGGCCAAACGAGUACGAGUUCCUCACCCCUCUGGAGGAGGCGCCGAAGGGCCUGCUGGCUCGCGGCACCUACAGCAUAAAGUCCAAGUUUACUGACGACGACAAGCACAACCACCUGUCCUGGGAGUGGAACCUCAACAUCAAGAAGGACUGGAAAGACUAAGACGCUCCUGAACCUCAGCUGCUUUUCCUCUCCAGCGUUUUCCAUUUCCCCCCCCUCUUUCCUCCCCAUUUCAUCAGGAAUAACUGGUUAAUCAGCAAACAAAACGUUUCUCACUCCGUCCAUCUUCCUACCACUUCUCAUUCUUUGCAAUCACUCCCCCCCUCUUCACUCCCUUCCAAUGAAUGAGUAUUGAGGAUUUUCAUGAAAAAUAUAUAUGUGAAAGCAAACAAAAAUGUGCACAAUCCAAAUUUUGUGUUUUUGUUUUGUUUGUAUAUAAAAGUAAACAAAAAAAAUUAGAGGAAAAAAUGUUCAAAAACACGAAUGCUUUUGACAUGGCUGUUGUUGGUAAUCUUCAUGUCCCCCAUGCUUCUCCUUUUGUGUCCUUUACCCUACCCGUUUGUGUCCAGCGUGCAGAUAUCCUUACAUUCCUUUUCUUUCUUUUUUUAUGACCAUAAUCUGCCUUGAUUAAGUAAUGUGGUGCCGCAUACUUAUAUUUUGCCACUGGUAGAGCUCAUGGCAUUUCUUGACCCAAUACAUGUGGGAAAGUGAUGUGUGUACCUUUUUGAGAUACUCCAAUGUCCAAUGUUUAGUGUGGCUGGUUAUAGCUGGCAUUGAAAAUCUGUUCCUAGGGAUGUGUUUGCAUGUGGGUAAUGUAGUGUUUCGAAUAUGUAGCUGUCUUUUCAAAUGUGACCUCAGAUCUACUAGAGGAGCUCUGCUGAUCAGCCUUCCUGGUAGUGGCCUAUGUGUCUUCUUUGUUUUUGUUUUGUUGUUUUUGUUUUUUUUUUUAAACAUGUGGCCUUAAGAAAUUAUUCCUGUAGCACGAUUUUGAGGAACGUGUUGCCUUUUGAAGUGCAACAAUUUUAAAUAUUAUCGAAUCAUUCCCCCAUGACUGGAGCCAAAGGUGCUCACUCUGCUUACUGCUGUUUUCCGCACGGGAAGGAUCGUUUCAUUUGGUGCCGCUAGGUUUAACUCCGAACAAAACCAAAACACAAAGGCCAGUUCGACUAUGCUGAAAGUCAACUCGAUUUCACCCCUGAAGUGUAACUUCUCUUGCUUGAUUUGUUGCAAGAUUCUGUCCAGUGAAAUUUUCUCUCCCUAAAUGUGUCGACACAAGUCGUCACCGAGUGCUAAAGAGAUUUCUCGAAAGCAGAAAGGGCUGUUUUCGUUUGCAGACCUCAAUUAUUAAAUGAUUCAGCAAAAAAAAAAAA
This is a messenger RNA of Silurus meridionalis, 1987 nucleotides long. RefSeq names its product Rho GDP dissociation inhibitor (GDI) alpha (gene arhgdia). Gene Ontology annotation, biological process: Rho protein signal transduction. Gene Ontology annotation, cellular component: membrane; cytoplasm; cytosol. Bases 168 to 779 code for a protein of 203 amino acids. Gene Ontology annotation, molecular function: protein binding; Rho GDP-dissociation inhibitor activity. The record is from RefSeq and is a predicted model, not a curated record. Lineage: Eukaryota; Metazoa; Chordata; Actinopteri; Siluriformes; Siluridae. The transcript is spliced from 6 exons.